GCAAGAUAUUUCUUUAAAAGCCAUGUUUGUCUCUGUCAGUCGGGGAUGGUUAUUUCGUUUGCCUGAUCCGUUUUAGAUUUCAUGUUUUUGAGUAACCCGCGGGAAUAUCUGGUAGCAGACAACAUUUAUACUCUCUCCGGACCGGGUGACAUACGGCAACACUUAAGCAUGGGCCCUAGGAGAUCAAAGAGAUUUCAAGAACUCAACAAUUUGCAGCAAGAAAGUGGAGCAACAUGUUUGAGGAAACGACCCAAGAAAAUGACAAGUCAAAACCAGAAAGACAAUAAGGACAAAACAGCUCAAUCAGUUGUCGAUGAAGCUCGUGAAAAUGAAGUCAAAGCCACUGAACUGUCCACAACGUGUCGGAGAAUCCUAAAUGGUCAGACUGAAGUGAAGCUUGAUUUUUCUGUGAGAAAGAAAGAACUAUCAAUCGCGCCCAACUUGAUGUUUCCAUAUCUUCAGCGAAGCCUCAACUUCAUCCACCAUCAGUAUCAGGCGUCCAUCGGUCUUCUCUCACAUCCCCGACUCCAGCAUGCGCAGGGCGUGGCAGGUCCUGUAGUUAGCAUGGUGUCUAACAUGCAGCUCUUCCGCACUGGUAGUCCGUUUGACCGUCGAGUGACCGCCAUGGCGUGGCACCCCAGCAACCCCAACAUUCUGGCAGCUGGUUCCAAAGGCGGAGACAUCUACCUCUGGGACAUCAACAACAUCAACAACAACGACAAUUUUAUCCCUGGCAUAGGACCUGGGGGAUCUAUACAGGCCAUUAAGUUCUGGCCGUGGAACCACAGGCGCAUCAUCACUGCCUCCAUUGAUGGGAGAGUCGUCCUCCAGGACACCGACGGAAGAAAAACAGAUGUGUUGUCUGACACCUUCAAUUGUCAUGACUUCUGGUACUGCUCUGUGGACGUGAGCCAGGCACGGAAGGUGGUGGUUGUCGGGGACAACGUGGGCAACACGCAGCUGUUGUCUCACGAGGGGAAGAAGAUCUGGAACCACAAGCUACACAAGGGCAAGGUCACCCACGCAGAGUUCUCCCCUCGGGAAGACUGGUCGUUGUGUACUGCUUCCAUCGAUCACACCGUCAAGCUGUGGGACGUACGCAUGAUCAAGGACAAGAAGAGCGCCCUCUGUGUUCUGCAACAUGACAAGGGAGUUAACUCUGUGUACUUCAAUCCAUCUGAUGGCUGCCGACUCCUCACCACUGACCAGGGAUCUGAGAUCCGCGUGUAUCGGGCUCCUGAGUGGAGCCUUGAAAGGACAAUACCACACCCACAUCGCUUCUUCCAGCACAUCACACCCAUCAAGGCAUCGUGGCACCCCCUCCUGGACCUGAUCGUGGUGGGCCGCUACCCUGACAAGACAUUCCCCGGCUACACGAGCGGUGAGAGGCGAACAAUCGAUGUGUUCGAUGCAAACACAGGGGCUACAGUGUGUCAGCUGCAUGACCCAUCAGCACCAGGGAUAGUCUCGUUGAACAAAUUCAGCCCAGAUGGAGAUAAGCUAGCUUCAGGCAUGGGUGUGAACAUCCUAGUGUGGUGUUGACUCACUGACUGAAUCCCGACUGUUUCAGGUGUGAACAUCCUAGUGUGGUGUUACUCACUGACUGAAUCCCGACUGUUUCAGGUGUGAACAUCCUAGACUGGUGUUACUCACUGACUGAAUCCUGACUAUUUCAGGUGUGAACCUCUUCCUAGUGUCUCUGUUGACUCACUGACUGAAUCCCGACUAUUUCAGGUGUGAACAUCCUGGUGUGGUGUUGACUCACUGACUGAAUCCUGACUGUUUCAAGUGUGAACAUCCUGGUGUGGUGUUACUCACUGACUGAAUCCCGACUGUUUCAGGUGUGAACAUCCUAGUGUGGUGUUACUCACUGACUGAAUCCCGACUGUUUCAGGUGUGAACAUCCUAGUGUGGUGUUACUCACUGACUGAAUCCCGACUAUUUCAGGUGUGAACAUCCUGGUGUGGUGUUGACUCACUGACUGAAUCCCGACUA
This is a messenger RNA of Haliotis rufescens (red abalone), 1995 nucleotides long. RefSeq names its product DNA damage-binding protein 2-like. Gene Ontology annotation, biological process: response to UV; DNA repair. Gene Ontology annotation, molecular function: damaged DNA binding; protein binding. Gene Ontology annotation, cellular component: nucleus; Cul4-RING E3 ubiquitin ligase complex. Lineage: Eukaryota; Metazoa; Mollusca; Gastropoda; Lepetellida; Haliotidae. The transcript is spliced from 10 exons. The record is from RefSeq and is a predicted model, not a curated record. The coding region runs from base 82 to 1542 and encodes 486 amino acids.